AUGAAGACUUUUUUAAAACAGGCUUUCGUGGUAUCAGGUGCGGCGCUUAACAUCGUCGGUCAUGGCUGCGCUCACGGCUACCCAGCUGUGCUGUUUGCACAGUUAAUACGAGAUGGUGGACCGGUCACGUUGACUGACCAUGAUACUUCAUGGAUAGCAUCAUCAGUUGGCCUCAUGGGUAUCGUCGGUAACUUCAUAUCACCUGUCUUCAUGUCAAAACUUGGCAGACAGAAGUCACACUUCAUCUCUACAAUACCUGCUCUUCUCGGCUGGAUAAUCUUUAUAUUUGGAAAUACAGUCCCAAUGUUCCUCCUUGCUAGAUUUCUCCAUGGCCUUGCAUUAGGACUACGAACUCCGUUAGCCGCAAUUCUGGUAGCUGAGUAUACUGAACCAAGGUACAGAGGGGCAUUUUUGGGAACGUUCGCGAUUUCAUUAGGUCUCGGAAUUCUGCUAUCCCAUAUUUGGGGAGCCUAUUUAUCUUGGAAGAAUACAGCGAUUGUCUGUUCCAUGUUCCCAAUUAUAUCAAUGGUCAUCAUCAGUCUUUCUCCAGAAUCACCAUACUGGUUGGUUUCCAAAUCCAGGUUCGAAGAAGCUAAAAAGGCCUUUAAAUGGGUUCGUGGUGAUGGGGAGCAACAGAAUGAAGAAUUAGAAAAAAUGAUACAGACGCAAGAACGUGAACUGAACGAAAAUGGGAAUGGAAAGGAAAUUUAUAGAAGUUUUAGUAUAACGAGGUACGCGUUGAAUUCAUUCAAAAGUAUAAUGAAGAUCUUUAAGAAGAAAGAGUUCUUUAAGCCAUCGAUCGUCGCAAUCUGCAUGCUGAUAGUAUUUGAAUUUGGAGGUGCGCAUAUGCUGGCAGCCUAUGGAAAUGUCAUCCUUCAAGCAGUGUUAAACAAGGAGAACUUGACUGAUGUCACUUGGCAGUUCACUGUGAUUGAUUUCUUAAGAACAAUUUGUGCGUUCUUAGCGAUAUUCUUGCUAAAGAAUUUUAAGCGAAGGACAAUUUUAUUCACCAGUGGUGUUAUGACAGUUUUGUCUCUGACAACAAUAUCAGUGUUUAUGUAUGCGAGAAAUUCUGGAUAUAUGAACCAGGCGUGGUUGGUUGAUGUGUUACCUAUGGUAUUAAUGAUAACGUAUACUUUCUCAUUUUGUAUAGGUAUUGUACCGUUAAACUGGGUCAUAUGUGGCGAAGUAUUUCCUUUAGCUUACAGAAGUUUAGGUUCAACGCUGUCUACUUCUUUUUUGACACCCGCCUUUGUGAUUUCUAUGAAGACAGCACCACAUUUAUAUUCGUCAAUAGGUGUAGAGGGUGCUUUUCUAGUCUAUUCCGCUACAUUAACAUUUUGUCUGUCGGUUAUGUAUGUAUUGUUACCUGAAACAAAAGAUAGGACUUUGAUUGAAAUAGAGAAUACGUUUAAGGGUAUCAGUACAUCAGAUAAAGAAGUACAAUUAAGUUUAUUGGAAAAGAAAGUAAGUUCCGUGUAA
Molecule: messenger RNA, 1482 nt
Organism: Pieris macdunnoughi
Lineage: Eukaryota; Metazoa; Arthropoda; Insecta; Lepidoptera; Pieridae
Source: the annotation of a GenBank genome assembly